Messenger RNA from Elaeis guineensis (African oil palm), 1458 nucleotides. RefSeq names its product putative lipid phosphate phosphatase 3, chloroplastic. NCBI's taxonomy places the organism in Eukaryota, Viridiplantae, Streptophyta, Magnoliopsida, Arecales, Arecaceae. Gene Ontology annotation, cellular component: membrane. Gene Ontology annotation, biological process: phospholipid dephosphorylation; phospholipid metabolic process. Gene Ontology annotation, molecular function: phosphatidate phosphatase activity. The record is from RefSeq and is a predicted model, not a curated record.
UCUCUGCUCUCGCAGUCAUUUCCAACCGCGUUUAUGUGGACCAAAAAUCCAACCGCUUGAGCGCCAAUAAAUUAACACAAAAUCCCGGCUCUCACUCGAGCGCUCGACUCCUCUCUCUGGGCAGUAUCUUGUGAAGUUCUCGGUGUCCUACCGAGACAGCGUUGGAUUGAAGGGUGGCAUUUGAAUUACGCUGGGGAACCUGCAGAAAGGAAAGACAUCAUGCUAUCUUGUUCGAUGCUGGGUUUUCGCCAAAGGGAAAAUAUGAGGGAGAUUCAACUAGGUUCUCACACAGUGCAAUCUCAUGGAGUUAAAAUGGCAAAAAUACAUAAGCAUGACUGGUUUAUUGUCAUUUUUCUUAUGAUGACGGUGGUCACUUUGAAUUUUAUUCAUCCAUUUUACCGCUUUGUUGGAAAAGAUAUGAUGACAGAUCUGAAAUACCCACUGAAAAGUAACACCGUGCCAGUAUGGGCUGUUCCAAUGAUUUCAGUAAUGUUGCCGGCUGCUGUUUUUCUUGCUGUAUAUUUUCUUAGGAGAGAUGUUUACGAUCUGCAUCAUGCAAUACUAGGCCUCCUUUUCUCCGUGCUGAUAACUGGAGUUAUAACUGAUGCACUUAAGGAUGCAGUUGGUAGACCUCGUCCUGACUUUUACUGGCGCUGUUUUCCUGAUGGAAAGGAGUUGUAUGAUAAAGUGACAGGAAAAGUUAUUUGUCAUGGAGAUAGAAGUCUCUUAAAGGAUGGACACAAGAGUUUUCCUAGUGGUCAUACUUCAUGGUCCUUUGCAGGUCUUGGUUUUCUUGCAUUAUAUUUGUCAGGGAAAAUCAAAGCAUUUGAUCAAAGGGGUCAUGUGGCAAAACUUUGCAUCGUAUUUCUUCCUCUACUUUUUGCAUCCCUUAUUGGAAUAUCAAGAGUGGAUGACUAUCGGCAUCAUUGGCAGGAUGUAUUUGCUGGUGGUCUUCUAGGUAUUAUAAUGGCUACAUUUUGUUAUUUGCAGUUCUACCCUGCCCCUUAUCAUACUGAUGGUUGGGGACCGUAUGCAUACUUCCAGAUGCUGGCGGAGUCACGAGCCAGUGGCAGUGCAACUAAUGCCGCAAACCAGCAACCUGAAGGUAGCAAUAACAACAGAUUGCCUGGAGCAUAUCAUAAUAAUAGGACUGGAGCAAAUGAUUUAGAGUCUGGUAGGUUGUGAAGCAAUGCUGUACUCUGACAAGUAGAACUGGUGACGUUUACAGAUAGCCUCUAACUCGUCCCUUGUAAAUACGGGCAACUGCAAGGCUAAACGUGGAAAAAGAAAGGAGUGUUUAAUCAUGUUAGUUACGAACUAGUGCAUGAAUUCUGCUGAACUGGUCAGAAUGUUGGAAGUUUCACUAACUAUUUUAUGCUAUAGUAUGAUCCUAAGGUAAAGCUACUAUUAGUAACUGUUGCUCGUUUGUAGUUCCCAAAUGAAUUGUUUGCUCUUUCA